This is a messenger RNA of Entrophospora sp. SA101, 1179 nucleotides long. The record is from the annotation of a GenBank genome assembly. Lineage: Eukaryota; Fungi; Glomeromycota; Glomeromycetes; Entrophosporales; Entrophosporaceae.
AUGGCAUCAGCGAUUUUUAUUUUGGAUUUGAAAGGAAAAGUGUUAAUUUCAAGAAAUUAUCGUGGUGAUAUACCAAUGUCAGCUGUUGAAAAAUUCAUGCCUCUUGUUUUAGAAGCUGAAGAAGAACAACAAGCUCCUACGCCGUUAUUAGCACUAACAAAAAAAAAUUCUAAUGCUAUCACAAUACUAUUGUUUCUUCACAAGUUAACAGAGGUUUUUACAGAAUAUUUUAAGGAAUUAGAAGAAGAAUCUAUUCGUGACAAUUUUGUAAUAAUUUAUGAAUUAUUGGAUGAGAUGAUGGAUUUUGAAUCUCAUAAAUUAGAGAUCCAAGUUAGACCACCAAUGGCUGUUACCAAUGCAGUAUCAUGGCGGUCAGAGGGUAUAAAAUAUAGGAAAAACGAGGUAUUUUUGGACGUGGUUGAGUCAGUGAAUUUAUUGGUCAACACAAAUGGAAAUGUAUUGCGUAGUGAAAUCCUUGGUGCGGUCAAGAUGAAAUGUUAUUUGAGUGGUAUGCCGGAAUUAAGGCUUGGUUUAAAUGAUAAAGUGAUGUUUGAGAAUACUGGAAGAUCUCCAUCAAGAGGAAAAGCUAUCGAAAUGGAAGAUGUUAAAUUUCAUCAAUGUGUUCGUCUUUCAAGAUUUGAAAAUGAUCGUACCAUUUCAUUCAUACCACCUGAUGGUGAAUUUGAAUUGAUGAGUUAUCGUUUAAAUACACAGGUCAAACCAUUAAUUUGGGUUGAAGCUCUCAUAGAGAAUUAUACUGGUUCAAGAAUUGAGUAUAUGAUCAAAGCAAAAGCUCAAUUUAAACGUCGUUCAACCGCAAACAACGUUGAAAUUUCUGUCCCCGUUCCCGACGAUGCUGACUCACCAAAAUUUAGGAGUUCAAUUGGUUCAGUUCAAUAUGCACCAGAAAAGUCAUGUUUAGUAUGGAAAAUUAAACAGUUUCAAGGUGGCAAGGAAUUUUUAAUGAGAGCACAUUUUGGGUUACCCUCUGUUAAAAAUGAGGAUCCUUCUCAAAAACCUCCAAUUGGAGUAAAAUUUGAAAUUCCAUAUUUUACAACUUCAGGAAUUCAAGUGAGAUAUCUUAAAAUUGUUGAAAAAAGUGGAUAUCAAGCAUUACCUUGGGUUAGAUAUAUUACACAGAAUGGAGAAAGUAUUAAAAACAAAUUGACACCAAUUUGA